Messenger RNA from Drosophila obscura, 1322 nucleotides. RefSeq names its product probable malate dehydrogenase, mitochondrial. Bases 95 to 1156 code for a protein of 353 amino acids. NCBI's taxonomy places the organism in Eukaryota, Metazoa, Arthropoda, Insecta, Diptera, Drosophilidae. The record is from RefSeq and is a predicted model, not a curated record. Gene Ontology annotation, biological process: malate metabolic process; tricarboxylic acid cycle. Gene Ontology annotation, molecular function: L-malate dehydrogenase (NAD+) activity. The transcript has a single exon. Gene Ontology annotation, cellular component: cytoplasm; mitochondrion.
CAGUAGGCUCUGAUCAGAAAUGAUUUGUUAUCAGUUGUUUAAUCUUGGAUUUAAAUUGUAGCUAGUACCAAAAUUUUAACGUAACUAUUUGGCUAUGUUCGCCCUGCGAUGUGGCACACAACUCUCCCAGACACUGAAUCAGUACCAAAGGAAGAGAACGGAUGCAGCUAUAAGCAAUGGAAGCCAAAGAACUCUCAAGGUCGCUGUUGUGGGGGCGGCUGGUGGCAUAGGACAACCCCUGUCGAUGUUGCUCAAACACCAUCCCCACAUAGAAACCCUCGCCCUGCACGAUCGGAAAAAUAUCAAGGGCGUUGCAGCGGAUCUCUCGCACAUCGACACAUCGGCGGUGGUGCAGCCUUUUAAGGGCCCGAAGAAACUGGCCCUGGCCCUGAAAGGAUCGGACAUUGUGGUGGUGCCAGCGGGCAUGCCUCGCAAGCCAGGAAUGAGCCGAGCCGAUCUGCUCGAUGAGAACGCCAGCAUUGCGGUGGACGUGGCCAAUGCCGUGAGCGCGGCUUGUCCUGGUGCUCUGUUGGCCUUCAUAACGAACCCGAUAAACACAAUUGUUCCAAUUGUUGCGGAGAUCCUUAAGUCCAAGGGGGUUUACGACCCCAGGCGUCUCUUCGGGGUCACCACUCUCGAUGUAGUCCGCUCCAAGACCUUCCUUGGAAAGAGCAUCGGGGUGCAGCCGGAAGAGGUCACCAUUCCGGUAAUAGGCGGACACGCUGGCCUCACAAUUCUUCCGGUUCUCUCGCAGUGCGAUCCCCCUUUUGACGGUGAUGAAGCUGAACGACUGUCUCUGUUCCAUCGCAUCCAGGAAGCCGGCACAGAGGUGGUCAAGGCCAAGGCCGGACUUGGCUCGGCCACCUUAUCGAUGGCCUUUGCUGGGGCUCGCUUCGUGGACUCCCUUAUCAGGGGCAUCAAGAACGAGGGUGACGGAUGUAUCGUCGAGUGCACCUUUUGCGAAUCGGAUGUCUCAGAGGCGAAGUUCUUUGCCUCGCCAGUCAUUUUAGGGCCACAUGGUGUCCAGGAGUAUCUCGCAAUUCCAUGCCUGGAUGAUCUUGAGAGAGCAGCUUUGAAGUGCCUGAUUCCUAUCCUAAAUCAAAACAUCGAAGCUGGUAUCAAAUAUGGCCAAAGUGCAGUUCUCUGUGGGUUCUAAGCAACUUUUCUCCCUGAACUCAUUCUGUGGAGAUGUGGCGUAAUCGUAAUUGGCCAGAGCCUUUGUAUACUUUUCGAUUUCGUUUAUAUUUUUGUCUCAAAAGUCGUAAAAUUUCUAGGAAAAUGUAUAUUUAAAUCUGUAAUAAACAAAGCAAAUAUUCUCCAGA